Molecule: messenger RNA, 3909 nt
Organism: Lodderomyces beijingensis
Lineage: Eukaryota; Fungi; Ascomycota; Pichiomycetes; Serinales; Debaryomycetaceae
Source: the annotation of a GenBank genome assembly
AUGCGCCGCAAGAUACUUUCCGACGACGACUCCGACGCUGGCGACGCACACGAGUCGCGGCCAAGAAGGGCCACGAGGGGCGUCUCCUACGCCGAGGAGAAAAACGACGAGAACGACGACGACGACGAGGAUCCCACAGACAAACCACAAAGUGGGAAACGAGAAAAGCCACCACGGGCGGAGGACGCCCUUGAAGACGACGAGGAAACAGCAGCAGAGCCGUCGUCCCCCGAGAAGGACGACGGCGGAGACGAUUACGACGCCGAUGAUUUCAACGACGACUCCGACGACAAGGUCUCUCGGCCAAAGAGAAACAGAAAACCCAGGGCCUCCCAGCGGAAACCAGCGCGGGGCAGGAAGCGUCAUUUGGACUCCGACGACGAAGAUUUCCAAGACGACGGCGACGACGGCGGCGAUGAAGACGAGGACGACUUGAGCAUGUCGGACGAGGACGAGUACGUGGAAAAGAAGAAGCGCGAUGCGUUCAUCGUCAAGGACGAGAAUGACUGGGACGAAGACGAAGACGGCGCAUACGGCGACAGACGCAAAUCCAAGAAAAGAAAAGGACGUUCCAAAAAGAGCAGAUCGGCGUCUAUUGAGCCCCGCAGAGCUACGCGCUCGGGCAGGUUCUUGGAGGAAGAACACGAGGAGCUGACGAUGAUCAACAACACCGUGGACGGCGACGAAGAAGACGAUAUCCGCCAGGAGGUGGCUGACUUGUACGACUCGUCGCCCAUGCAUGACUCUGAGCCGGCAGCGCAUAAACUCCGCCAACGCACCAAAGUCGAUUACACCAUCCCGCCUCCGAUUACAAAUGAUAUGUUUGCGGAGAGACCCUCGACGCCCACGGGGUUGAGGGGAAGAAAAGGACGUCCUACGAAGCAGAAUGAGUUUCGCCAGAUCCUAUAUCCGACAGCGGGCCCCUUUGGUGGCAGCGACGUGAUCUCGCUAUUUGGCACAAAUAUCCCACCAGGUGGCAUCCCUUUAACGGGCGGCUCGACAACGGGGAACAACAUGACCGCUAUAGGUCAAAACGUGAGCGACUCAGAUACUUCUGAAGACGAAAUCGCGCCCAUUAACGGUGAAGCCACCGUGAGCAAGAAGCAGAACCCCAAGAGGGACAAGUCGGGUGGUAAACUAAUCACGGGCGGAACAGAUGAUAACAAAAACACCUCCAAGGGCAAGAACAAUCUCAGUGAUACCGAUCCCUUGGGCGUGGAUAUGAAUAUCGAUUUCUCGGUCGUGGGAGGCUUGGACAACUACAUCAACCAAUUGAAGGAAAUGGUGGCGUUGCCAUUGUUGUACCCCGAGCUUUAUCAGAAUUUCGCAAUUACCCCACCGCGAGGCGUUUUGUUCCACGGUCCACCAGGGACUGGUAAGACCUUGAUGGCUCGAGCUCUAGCUGCGAGCUGCUCUACUUCCGAAAGGAAAAUCACCUUUUUCAUGAGAAAGGGCGCCGACUGUUUGAGUAAAUGGGUCGGUGAAGCUGAGAGACAGUUGCGGUUGCUUUUCGAAGAGGCCAAAAACCAACAACCUUCCAUCAUAUUUUUUGAUGAGAUUGAUGGCUUGGCGCCCGUGCGAUCGUCGAAGCAAGAACAAAUCCACGCAAGUAUCGUGUCGACAUUGCUAGCGUUGAUGGAUGGUAUGGACAACAGGGGACAGGUGAUUGUUAUUGGCGCCACCAACAGACCCGAUGCAAUCGAUCCGGCAUUGCGAAGACCCGGUAGGUUUGACCGAGAGUUUUAUUUUCCCUUGCCCGAUAUCGACUCGCGAAAGGAGAUUUUGAAAAUUCACACCAAGAAAUGGGUUCCGCCUUUAAGAGAUGACUUUUUGGGCAAUCUAGCCGAUCUUACUAAAGGCUACGGGGGUGCCGAUUUGAGAGCCUUGUGCACGGAAGCUGCCCUCAACAGUAUUCAAAGAAAGUAUCCUCAGAUAUAUGAGACCAACCACAAACUAGUUGUCCACCCGUCGAAAGUCAAGGUGAUUGCCAAGGACUUUAUGAAGGCAUUGGAAAGAAUUGUUCCGUCAAGUGCCCGAUCUACCACGGGUGGUUCGUCGCCGCUCCCCGAGCAUCUCAAGCCUCUUCUACAGGCUGAACUAGAUGAGAUACUUUUAAAAUUGAAUGACUUGCUCCCUGCCUCAGUGAAUACAUCAGGCAAGUUGCAGAAAUUCACGGCGCUCGACGAAGCGAAAUAUCUCGAUCCCACAACCAAGGAUGCCGACGGUGGGUUUGCCAAGCAGCAAUUGCUCAGGACGUUGGAAAACUCUAGAAUCUGCAGACCGCACUUGUUGAUAAGCGGACGAGAAGGCAAUGGGCAACAAUAUUUGGCAGCGGCAGUCUUGAACCAUUUGGAAGGGUUCCAAGUGCAAUCGCUAGACUUGGGAUCCAUGUUUGGCGACUCCACUAGAACACCGGAGCUGGCCAUUGUUCAAGCAUUCAUCGAAGCGAGAAGACACCAGCCGGCAAUCAUCCUAAUCCCUAGCAUCGACAUUUGGUUUGACGUCUUACCCUCGCCAGCGAAGGCCACGUUGUCAAGCUUGCUCCGCGGGUUGAAAAGCAACGAAAAGUUGCUAUUGCUCGGUAUUGCCGAGUCGUCGAUGGAGGACUUGGGCGAGGAGAUUCGGGGAAUCUUUGGAUUCGAAAGUCCCUCGAAUAACAUCGCGUUGAGGAACCCCAAUGAAAGCGAGAGAAGGCUUUAUUUUGCCACGUUGUGGCAAACCUUGUCGAUGAAACCGUUUGAGUUUGUAAACGACUUGCAAAAUAGACCAAAGCGGAAACUCAAGCAGCUUAAAAUUGCCGACGUGGAGAUAAAAGCAUCAGAGUCGGAACUCACCAGGAAGAAAAUCAGGGAACAAGAAUACCAAGAUACGAAACUUAAAAACGUUUUGAAAAUCAAACUCGCCAGUUUGAUGGACUUGUUCAAGGUCCGGUACAAGCGGUUCAAGAAGCCCAUUGUCGAUGAGAACUUGUUGUACCAUCUCUUUGACCCCUCGGUGCUAGAUAACCCGCUCAACAACUACCAAGUUCUCUACAUCCGUUCCGAGGACCCAGGUUCCGAAAACAUGAUCAAGGAAAUCACCACUGGUAGGAACUACUACAACAUGGAUUUGGAUACUAUUGAAGAACGGUUAUGGAACGGGUUUUACAGCGAACCAAAGCAGUUCCUCAAGGACUUGAAGUUGAUCUUGAAGGAUAGCGUCACUUCGAAUGACCGUGAUCGGAUCCUCAAGGCCAACGAGAUGAUCACUAAUGCCCAAUUUGGCAUCGAUGACAUUUCAACUCCCGAGUUUGUCAAGGCUUGUAAGGAGGUGAGAGAGCGGGAUCUCAUCAAGCAGAAACAAUUGUUGAAAGAGCACGAAGAGUUGAAGGCCAAGAUGGAAGCCAAUGCAGCUGCGGCAACUGCUGCAACUGCAGAUGAAGUUGUUUUGAAUGGAACUGUGGCGGACUCAGGUCAUCCAGUCAACAACGCAGAUGCUCCAGGUCCAGGUCCAGCUCCAACUCCAGGAGAAACCAAAACCAAAGCCGGAGACUUGAAUGGGGCAACACCAGAAAUAGAUUCAAACGGGGGAGUGGGCGUGGCGAUCACCGAGACUAUCGAGGUGGACAAUAACGCCAACGGCAGCAGCAAGGAAACCACGACCGCGGUCAUUGAAGACGCUGAGUCGGAAUCCGAAGCUGAGGAAUUGCUAGAUGUCGAUUUCUCCCGACAAGUCCAACUCGAUCAAUCCAAAGUGACUCUUCUCCAAGCUAGGAUUCUUGAAAUGACGGCAGAGUACAAUGUAGAACGGUUGGAGAUCGUGAUGGCACGAUUGAUGGACGUUAUCUGGAAAGAUAGGAACGAGUGGGACAAGUCCCAGACGUUGGCUGAUCUCGAAGCUACAAUCAGCUCGCUCCAAGCUACGCUUUAA